This is a messenger RNA of Oikopleura dioica, 1533 nucleotides long. The record is from the annotation of a GenBank genome assembly. NCBI's taxonomy places the organism in Eukaryota, Metazoa, Chordata, Appendicularia, Copelata, Oikopleuridae.
AUGAGCUUGCCAGGUUUGCUUCGAGAUCGUAACUCUGGGAUCAGACAAGCGCGCUUGGAAAUUUACGGUCGAAAUCGGUUUCUGCAAGAGUACCGUUCUUAUCAUGCCGAUUGCGUGAGAAUAGACGCAGAGGCGCUUCCAGCUGGUCUGGCCUUUCAUCCCACAGCGCCGCAAGAUGUCCUUCUCGUCGCAGAUGACAAAGGCACUGUCGGGAUCAUCAACACAGAUAUCGUCGACAACAACGAGCGCGGAGUUCUCCUCCAUCAAUGGCGGCCACACAGAUCAGCAAUUUCCGACGCCAAGUGGACCUGUGAUGGCUCUGGAAUUCUCAUCUCGUCCGCUGAUCACUCGAUUAGUUAUUGGAAGGGGAAACAGCUGGUUUCCUCUUUUCAGUCUCCCCUCGGCUCUGGCUCUGUAAAAUGCCUCGCUCCUUCGCCUACUGAUCCUCAUGUCUUUGCCGCCGGUGGGAGAGACUGUGAUCUGUCAAUUUACGACACUCGUGAGAAACGCAAAGUCAACGCCACCCAGCGCAUUCUUCCCUGCCGCCACAUCGAUUUCGCUCACUUCGACUUUCCCAGCGAGAAGAAGAAAAAGUCCCAAAUCACACCCGACGCGUGCAAAAACAAGACCAUCUCAAGCGCCAUUUAUACCUCCGAAUAUGAGCUCUACACUUGUGGAAUGUCCGACAAGUGUAUAAAACUCUGGGAUACGCGCAAACUCUGCCGGCAUACUGACAAUAGACUCUGUUUAAAGAGUCCUAAAGGGCCGACUGGAACUGCUCGUCCGUUCACCUCGCUCACUGCUUCGUCUACCUCAAUUUUCGCUUCUUGUCUGGAUGGAAGUAUUUACGAAUUCCAGCGCGAUAUGCCAGACGGUCCCCGCCGCGCUUUCCAAGGCCACGAAUUGAACGGCACUGGAAAUAAUCAUGUGAAAAUAGCCGUCUCCCCGUGCGGCAAAUACCUUCUAUCAGGCAGUACCGAUGGUUGCCCGCGUAUUUAUCCACUAGACGAACCUGUCAGUGAAUAUCCUCGUUCUUAUCCACUCGAGCGUACUGUAAAAGGAAUAAAAGUCGGAAAGGACAUAGAUCCAGUGAUGUUCGUCGCUUGGUCUCGAAAAGGUCGAUUCGCCCUAGCUGCUGAUGACUGUAUAGUCUCUGUAUUCCACAAUGACAUUGUUGAGAAAAGACACAAUCGCUACAAAAAUGAAGUGGUCAAAGCCGAACUGGUUGAAGAGAACUUGACGAUUUCCUACAAAAAUAGUGCCAAACCGCCCAACAGUGAAUCAACGGAAGAUACAUUAAGCGAGAUGAACAGAAAAUUCAAAACAAUGUCUACAGGCCCCUCAAAGAUCUGGAACAAUUUCCGGACGACUCCGGUCAAACGCAAGUUCGUCGAGGAUCAAUCAACGCCGAAGCCCGCUGCUAAAAAGAUUUUAAUAAAAUCAUCUCGUUCCAAUAUUCUCAAAACGAACACGCCAACUGGCACGCCAAAUCGAAGCAUCAAGUCAUACUUUUCUCCCCGCCCAAAGGAGUAG